Molecule: messenger RNA, 1962 nt
Organism: Protomyces lactucae-debilis
Lineage: Eukaryota; Fungi; Ascomycota; Taphrinomycetes; Taphrinales; Protomycetaceae
Product: transmembrane amino acid transporter protein-domain-containing protein
Exons: 2
Coding region: 1-1875 (624 amino acids)
Biological process (GO): amino acid transmembrane transport
Molecular function (GO): amino acid transmembrane transporter activity
Source: RefSeq, a predicted model, not a curated record
AUGUAUGAUAAUCCUCAAUCAAGAACGGAAGGAUUCCACGUCGGUUCUGUGCCAUCUGCCGGUCAGUCGCAGGAAAACACUGGCAAUAAUGCACCCCUUGAAGCCUAUGGGAGUCCUGGAUCUGGACAGCAACAAGGCGCAGAAGAUGCAAGGAUUGUAGAUCGACAUCUCGGUGAAGCGGCAACAGAGGAUGAGUUUGCGAGUUUGCAACUGCAAGGUGGUGAUGUGCACAGACAAGUCUACCAAUGGUCGCAGCAGCAAAAACAGCAGUCUUUACAGGCGCGGCGGUCGCAGAGCUUCUAUAUUCCUCGGCCUCAAGCGAAUGAUGAAACGCUGGAUCCACGAAAUCUCAAAGUACCCGGUGGAUUCAGGCGUCAGCAUCUCGCUGCAAAGCAUGAAGAGGGCGAAGAGGAAGCAGCACAGCACGAGGAUUACUUUACUGCUGGCUCAAAUGGCAAGUUGCAAGGUGAACCUUUCCUCACACGCAAUUUCAUUGAGUUUCUGAGUUUGUAUGGACACUUUGCUGGUGAAGACUUGGAGGAGGAAGAAGAAGAGAGUGAUGAUAUGAUCUCUGAUGAAGCGGACGCGGGCUUUGCAGAUGCUGAGACGGAAACGGAGGGAGCCGGUGGCGCUGGCGACGGCGAACAAAGACCACUGCUCAUGCCACGCAAAUCCACGCGUCGUGGCCGAAAAUUUGAGGAACAAGGUGAUGCGAGUGUCUUCAAAGCGGUGCUCCUGCUGCUCAAAUCCUUCGUUGGUACUGGCGUCUUGUUUCUGCCAAAGGCCUUCCUCAAUGGCGGCAUGCUCUUUUCCUCCAUUAUCCUGCUGGCAGUCUCGGCCAUCAGUCUAUACUGCUUCCUUCUGCUUGUCAACACACGUCUCGCCGUACCGGCUUCGUUUGGAGAUAUCGGUGGUAUCCUUUAUGGCAGCAAGAUGCGCAAUGCCAUUCUCUUCUCCAUUGCCAUUUCCCAGAUUGGCUUUGUCUGUGCAUACACGGCAUUCACUGCAGAGAAUCUCGGAGCCUUCAUCAAAGCAGUGACGAAUGGCAAGACGCAAUGGGAUAUUUCAUGGCUCAUUGCCAUCCAACUGGUUGUCUUCCUCCCGCUCAGCAUGAUUCGAGACAUUUCAAAGCUAGGCUUCACCGCGCUCAUUGCAGACUUUUUCAUUCUGCUCGGCUUGGUCUACCUGUACUAUGCCGAUAUUUCGCAAAUUAUUGAUCGCGGUGUCUCUGACAUUGUCCUCUUCAAUGGCACUGACUGGACCCUUUUCAUUGGCACGGCCAUCUUUACGUUUGAAGGCAUUGGGCUUAUUAUCCCCAUCACACAGUCAAUGAAGGAGCCGGAAAAGUUCCCAGCGGCACUCGGUGGUGUGAUGCUCUUCAUCACGAUCCUCUUCACCAGUAUCGGUGCCUUGUCCUAUGCUGCAUUUGGCUCAGCUACCAAGACUGUCAUUCUGUCGAAUCUCCGGCAGACCAACCGUUUUGUCAACGCCGUGCAACUCCUUUACUCCAUGGCUAUUCUACUCUCGACACCACUACAGCUCUUCCCAGCAAUUCGAAUCCUCGAAACCGCAGUCUUCACAAAAUCCGGUAAGUACUCACCAAAGACGAAAUGGACAAAAAAUAUGUUUCGCGUUGUGAUCGUUGUUGGCGCCAGCUUCAUUGCGUGGGUCGGUGCCAAUGAUCUCGACAAAUUUGUCUCAUUGAUUGGCAGUUUCGCAUGUGUCCCACUCGUUUUCAUCUACCCGCCGCUGCUGCACUUGAAGGGAGUCAGUCAGACGCGCGCACAAAAAGGUGCUGAUAUCACAUUGGCUGUCUUUGGUGUGCUGGCCAUGUUCUAUACAACAGCAACGAGCAUCAGCUCAUGGAUCUCAUGAAGACUUUGGCUCGAUACACGGAUCCAUCAUAGAAUAGCAUACCCUGCAUAGCCUGUCUUUGCUUUGUGACUGCAUUUCUUUCAUCGU